Molecule: messenger RNA, 1215 nt
Organism: Durusdinium trenchii
Lineage: Eukaryota; Dinophyceae; Suessiales; Symbiodiniaceae
Source: the annotation of a GenBank genome assembly
AUGGCGCCGCAGGCUCCAGGAAGAUUUACUCGGCAGCCACAGCCACAGAUGCCGCAGGCUCCUGGCCGAAGGCCGCCAAGACUACCUGCUCCUGUGAAGCGAGAAGUUUCUGAAUCCGCGUCCCGUAGCUCGCGGCUGCGGGUCUACACAGAAGCGGAGCAGGACGAUAUUGGCAUCUCAACAUUGUUGGGUGAAUACACCGAGCAAGGUGUGAAUCACGGAUAUCCCACCUACCAGAAGGUACUGGAGAACUCGGACGAGGUCAAUGUUUUCGUGUACUUCUGGGACAGUAGAGACGGGCCGGAGUUUUCCGGCUGGUGGUUUGGUGAUUCAGUUGGAGGUCAACAAGUAUGGUCUCGAUCAGUUGAAAAAAGUGAAGCUGCAGACAAAGCAAAAGUUCCUCCAAGUCGAGGAUGGCGAGUACCCUGGGAUGCAGAAUGUGUAGAGGGACUGCUGAUUGUGGAAGUCAUGGAUGCCAUGGUGCAGCCUGUGACCAAUGGACCUACACCCACUGCCCCUACUGCGCCUCCACCCUCCAAAGCAAACAAGCCACAAGGGCCUGCCCCAGUGCCCAUCAUUACACCUCAGCUUAUCAAGCCCAAGAUUCAGCCCACAGACUCUGAUCAGUCUGUGAUGUUAGAGCGCAUCAAGCUUGCCUCUGACCGCGUUGCGGCAGCAGAGGCUGAAGUUGAGCAGGCGAUUGCCAGCACACGGCGGACGUUGGCUGCACAGGAGUUGGAAGAAAGCAGCCUUGCCGAUGCCGAUACAGCCCUUCGUUCCCAGCUGGAGAACGUGCAGAACGAGCAGAAGCAACUUGCCAAGGAGCUCAGUGAAGCUCGAGCAGCAAAUUGCAGCCAAAGCAAUCUGGGAGAACUCGCCCGGAUGAUGCCUCGGCUCAGGCAAAGCCUGGUGAAGGUGGAAGCGGAGCUGGCCAAGGUCAAGAACAACCUUGCCAAGGUCAGGGCCGACGCUGUGCUUGCGAAGCAGCGGGUCGAGGCAGUGGAAGCAGCCGCUGAGGCUGAGCAACGCGAUGCUCGGGCCUUUCAGGCUGCCUUGCCUGAGGCGAUGGAGAUUGUCACCCAAGCAGAAGAUGCAGUCGAGACUGUGGCGAUCCUUGCAGCAGCCAUGAGUGUGGAUGACGAGACUGAUACCAGCGAGGCACAUCAAGUGCAGGCCAUUCAAGACAUUGAGACGCCCGCAGCCUAUUGGGCCUAA